CAAAUUUUUGCAUUUUUCAGAAAUCUAAAAAAAUAUCUUACAUGACAAAUAGCUUAAAGAUAUUUUUUAGGAUAUCUUAGGCAACUUCUACAAAUAUCUUGGAGAUAUCUUUUAUAAUUAUCCACGAGACUUUGAUGUUUUCCGGAAUGACAUCGUCACUCGCAGAUUUUUCACGUAUUUUAGGCUUCGCUGCUCUAUAAAAAAAACGACGACAUUAAAUAUCAAGUGAACGACCCGGACGAUUUGAAAUUCGUUCGGAUUUACGAUCAAUUCGACUAUAUAUUUUUUCGCUUCGCUCGUUAUCUUCGCUCCGCACUCGUGACCACUGCGAUCUUUUCGACCCGCGGGCCACAUUUGUGCCAAAGCACACUCUACAACGACGCAUGACCUGCUUUUUAAGCAACCCCCCUUCCCUCCCCCGGUCUAAAGUUACGACCGUUCGGCGAACAAUCGGAAACUUCCACGAAAGUAAACUGGAUCCCGUCAGCGUCGCGCCGGAAUCCACGAAAUUUUUCGCGGGAGCGCGAAGACGAGGGGAAACGUAUGGCACGAAGUCCGUUCGCGCUUUUCUCUCGUCGCCGCGACGAGUAGAGUAGACGCGUGUUUAUGGCGCACGAAACUUCCCCCGCGACAAGUUAGCCGCGCCGAAAGUGUCGCCAACAAGCGAACAAUCGAACAACUGCCAACUUCCGCGCCGCGUCGAUUUCCUCGAUUUGUAGUUGCUAAAUAACGCUUUCGCCGAAGUACUCGAUAACUUUUGCCAUUGAUAAGAACGUAAAUGCCUCUCGGGCGAAAUUGAAAUUUUCCGCGCUUUUCCUUUCCGUGUAAUUACGCGUAGGAAUUUACUGUCCGAUCUGAUUAUUACGCGACUAUCCCGCUGGUCUCGCGCUGGCACCCUGCUUCUCGCAAUUGCUGGAAACUUCAGACCGUUCGGGAGAAUAGCGUGGCUUUCAGGGACACUUACGUGUACAUAUACGUAACUGCGUCGCAUCAAAGCAACUAUAGUAAUUUUCGACGAGAAAAAUGGAUAUAGAUAACAAUCGGGAGGGUCACGAUGAUCCUCAAUUUGUGAAAGUGCUGGAAACUUGUUUGAAAAUGGAAAUUGCGGCGAGCCAGAAAAUUCUCGACGUCAACACAGCGGAAAUAAAGCAACUAAAGAUUACAAUACGCAGCGAGCUCGAUAAAAGGAAGGAACUUAAGGGAAAGAUGGCGCAGAUGAACAAGAUUAAGUUGAUAUUAAAUGAGACUUUAACAAGAUUGUACAUAAGCAUCAACGAGGUCUCCGAUAGUUUAGAGACCAUAAAAGCAAACGCCGACGAUCAGUACAAGCUGAUUCAGCUGAGAGCGCAAGAGUAUCAGGACAUCAUUGCUGAAUACAAGAAAACGUGGCAUGAGUAUCGUGCUAUAUAUGAGAGAUUUCCACUGGCAAAGGCUAGGAACGCGGCUAAGGUCAAUUUGGAAAAGCUUAAAAUCGAGUAUAUGAUCAUGUCUUACAAGAAAGCGGAAAUAAUGACAAUUAUCAAGCAGAGGCGACAUAUCAACUGGAUCCGCAUGCGCUGCAAGAUAAUCGAAUUUGUCACCGUGAUGUUGGAACGUAUGAAAUUGGAGGAAAGAUUAGUGACGACGAAAGGAAACGUGAAACAUCACAGAAAUGAAUUACAGUCAAUCGAAGCCGAGCUGCAAGUAUUACGCAGGAAGGAGGAGGAUCAGCAAAGACAGAGAAAGCAGAAAAUGUUGGAAAUGGCACCGCCAAAGAUCAAUAUACCGUUUCGCGAAAUGUACGUUCAGAACCAGAUGCGCGCGAGGGUGCAGCAUCAAUGGAAACAGAUUCAAGAGCCCUUUGAUGAUACCACAUCCGUCAAUACCUUGUUCCUGGAAGAAUUAUGCAUAAACGAGAACGCUACAGUGUCGCCCGAGCGAAUGGACAUAGAUACGACACACGACAAUAAUUACAAUAAACCUCCUGCGGCCGACACGGAAAUGUCUAAUUCUAAAAGCGCGAUUGUUUCGGAUAACGAUAAUACGAGCCCCGCUUCGGUAGCGUUCGAUACGGAGCCAAGUGCUGAAAAAGCGACUUCGGUAGACAGCGACGUAGAAAUGAAAGAGACUCAUCACGACGAGAUACAGAAGUCGCAAGAGUCCGUUAAAACGCAACCAAGCUGCUGUACAAAAGAAAACCCGCUCAAGCAUAACAUCGCGAAGAAUCCACAGAACGAAAUUGAAGCAAAAAGAAUCCGACUUCAAAGGCAGGACAGUAAGAGGAGUAUCAAUAAAAUAACUACCCCUCAGCCGUCAACUAUUGUUAAAGAAAUGAGUUUGGGAAAAUCCUCGCCCCGGUCGGUUCCGAAGAUUAAAAAGAUAGAAACCGUACAUUACAAUAUUACACCGUUAAUACCGAAACCCAUUCAGCGCUCGACUGUCACCGCGAGCAGUAUGUUUUCUCCGAUUAUGCAUUACGAGUACUGUGACAGCAAUAUGAGUUCCUUUGAUCAGGAUUUUAUGUCAAAAGGUGCACCAUCAUUUUACGAGGAAUCUCUGUGUAAUUAUAGGUUAUCUCCGACUUCUAAUUUAUCAAUUUGUCCUGAAGAAGACGUGCCGAUGACUCCUUUCUCGAAAUGUACAGUGCAACAGGAUAAUAAACCUGACAAGACAUCUAACGAAAGGACAUCGCCGUUCGAUUUUAGUGACUUUACGAAGAAGGCCAAGGAUGACUUUUCAUUGUUUUAAUGAAAAAGGAAAAAGAUUAUUGUUUAAACGGAUUAAAUGGCUUUUAUAUAUAAUCCUACACGAUAAUUUCAAUGACGUAUUUCAAAAAUUCAGUAUAUUAUAUAUCUUAAAUUGUGUUACAUUAAUCAAACAAAACAUAUUAUUUUUCAUAUAACGUAAGAUAAGCACCGUUAUACGUUAAUCAAGCAACACAUUAUUUUUAUUAUAUAAAUUCUGUUACAUCGAUUAAGCAAAAA
Monomorium pharaonis (pharaoh ant) is the source of this 2963-nucleotide messenger RNA. RefSeq lists its product as uncharacterized. Bases 1024 to 2727 code for a protein of 567 amino acids. NCBI's taxonomy places the organism in Eukaryota, Metazoa, Arthropoda, Insecta, Hymenoptera, Formicidae. The transcript has 8 exons. The record is from RefSeq and is a predicted model, not a curated record.